Molecule: messenger RNA, 1192 nt
Organism: Suillus plorans
Lineage: Eukaryota; Fungi; Basidiomycota; Agaricomycetes; Boletales; Suillaceae
Exons: 3
Coding region: 276-1061 (261 amino acids)
Source: RefSeq, a predicted model, not a curated record
CAUCGUAAAUGUAUCCCCACAAGUUGGUUCUCAUCGUAGAUGUCAUGCAGAUUGGGUCUGCGUGUCGAAGUGGAUCCUCUCAAUGCUGGCCGCCUUGUUGUGAGUUUGUGAAUUUUAAUUCCAACUAACUUGAACGGCGAUCCUCAUCAUGACGCACUCACAUACUUUUUUAUGUUAUCCUUCCCCUUUUUAUACCCGAGUAUGAUACCCGAAUGUUUUGGUACAAUGUAGUGAUAUGAUGCAAGUACGGUACUCUCAUAGCUCCAAUUUACAAUAUGAUUCGACCGGAUCGGAACGGGACCCAAAGGAACGGCUGUCAGUUCAAUGAAUUUCAAUCAAAGUGGGUAGACAUGCAAGCGGCUGGCUGGCCAGCACACAUCAUCCAAUCUUCCGACGCCUAUUGCACGCUGAUGCAGCGAGCGCCCACUUUUCAGAGUCGUUCUCGAGUGCACACCCUCUUUAUCUUACAGCGAAGCUCUCGUUCGUACGCGUCCAAAAGUGCCAAUCCCUAUCCCUAUCCAACGCAAACAAAUCCUCAGCCGCACCAGAUUUUCCAUUUACCGCGAAGUGCAAACCAGGAGGAUGUGAAACGGAGAUAUUAUGAACUCGUCCGAAUUUACCACCCGGACUCGGCUGUCGCUCGUCAUUAUCCCUCUGAGGAGUCGCAGGCACGAUUUCAAGCCAUUUCUAGAGCGUACGACAUACUUCGAGGAAAAGCAUCUGUUUCUGGUGAACCGGUCGAAGCUACUCACAAAGUGGAUCCGAUACGAUGGUCAACUAGGUCGCGUCGUCCUCAUUUCGAUGAUACAGCUAGUGAUGAGCGGUGGAAAGAGAGAGUAAUCAUGGGUACCGUAUUACUAACUUUAGCUGCCUUUGUCGCACAGACCAGUUGGACUCGCCGGCAGGCUAUUGCAGAAAUGUCGAGUCAUAGAUGGCCUUCCCAUCCAGGCAAAAAGUCAGGGAAUGACGAUGAUGCUCUUGCUGUAGACCAAGAAGAUGGAUCACCAGAAGGCGGCCUUAACUGUAGCCAGGGAGGUCACGGUCCUCGUGGCAGGCAGUGACCAUCGCACCGUCCUUUGUUUCACCACUCCUCUGAUCAAUGACCAUUGCCACGGUGUACGAUGGAUACCUCCUGCGCACAUGUACUUAUUGGUCGUCGACAAUCUAUGCAUUGCAUCGGAUGUGCCCAGUU